This is a messenger RNA of Huiozyma naganishii CBS 8797, 1080 nucleotides long. RefSeq names its product transcriptional repressor WHI5 (gene WHI5). Gene Ontology annotation, cellular component: cytoplasm; SBF transcription complex. The record is from RefSeq and is a predicted model, not a curated record. Bases 1 to 1080 code for a protein of 359 amino acids. The transcript has a single exon. Lineage: Eukaryota; Fungi; Ascomycota; Saccharomycetes; Saccharomycetales; Saccharomycetaceae. Gene Ontology annotation, molecular function: transcription coregulator activity.
AUGAGCGAGGAUAUACGCGGGGUGCAUGCAAGUGGCAGCGGUGAAGAUGUUGCGACUACCCCUAAAAGAGAGAGUCGUAGGAAACGGCUGUCCGUUGGGUUUGUGCACAGGUCUCCGGGCAGUGACGAUGACGGUGAUGAUGGUGAUGGUGAUGACGGUGAUGGAUACUUGGCGACUCCCUCGCCUCCUGCUGGGAGCAGCAGGGCGAGGCGGUCGUCCACGUCGCUUGGGUUUUUGGCGACGCCACGGACAGAGGGGCGGCACUCGCAGGCGGCGCACCACAGGGCGAUAAGCGCGACGUUUACGUCUCCGAGGGCACGCUCGCUGCUUCCACCUACAACGCCCAAGUCGCGCAACACAGAGGUGUUUCUUUCGCCGUCGCAGCUGCAGGAGCAGCUCAAGUCCCCGAGCCACUCCAAUCAGGGGAGUGUCUCCAAGGACAACAAACCCAUUAAAGAACUCUCGCAUAACUUGAAGACAAGGCUCAGUUACGCUUUUGUCAAAUUGCAGAACGGGUGGGUGGAUAAGACGCUUCCUGAACUGGAGAACGAACUCACGCAACACGCAUACAAUAAGGCAGCGAUACUAACCAGCCCGCAAAGGAUCUCGCCGUCGCGUCAGACGGGGCCACCCGUCGCUGCUGCGUCGCCCACCACGAAAUACGUCAACAAGUUCGCCUCUUCGCAGGAGGAGGCUGGGCCUUCAGGGGACGCACGGGCAACAGAGGGAACGGAGGCUCACCUUGCAUUCUUGCAAGCAUUGUCGCCCUCGUUGCGGCAAUCCCGCGGCGGGGAACCCGCACACAGCGAGUCAGGAACACCAAGUAGAGACCGACUCAACGUGUCACCGAUACGCUGGACGGGGAGGGCGCCGACGCCGGCGCUAUCAAAAGCCAAACCGGCGCCCAGCAGCGUUUCUGACCCGCGGGGGAAGACCAGUGGACAAGCGGACGAGGUAGACGUCGUCGCAGUGGAGACACUGAUGUCCCUCAGCUCUACACAGCAACUCGCCCCGCCGACGAGGAUCGCAGAUAAGCCUACACGCGGAGACGAGACGGAAGUGGAGACAGACUCGGAGUAG